Molecule: messenger RNA, 953 nt
Organism: Rhagoletis pomonella (apple maggot)
Lineage: Eukaryota; Metazoa; Arthropoda; Insecta; Diptera; Tephritidae
Product: orexin receptor type 2-like
Exons: 4
Biological process (GO): neuropeptide signaling pathway
Cellular component (GO): membrane
Molecular function (GO): neuropeptide receptor activity
Source: RefSeq, a predicted model, not a curated record
AAUGUCCAAGUGGCAAUUUGAAAUUCACUUGCAGUUCACGCACGCUACGCUUGGCUAUCAAAGAGCAGCGGCAUAGUCGCACAAUUCAAUUAAACAACAAUAAAAACGAAAACCAAAAGUCAACAACAAAAUGCGCUCCUCACCCUACGCCUAUCACACCGCCAACGAUAUGAGCGAAGAUGAGAGCAACAAUGAAGCGCUCGACUAUCGCAUGGCGGCCGCCGUGAGCUCGAAUCAACAUCAACAGCAACAAGAAAUGGAGCUAAAAUUGAAAGACAUACCAGAGAAAUAUUUGAUGGUUAUUGCCCAUUUCCUGGCUGGUGAUUUCAACGACACCGAGGCGAUGGACCAUGUUAAUGGGCCCAUUUUGAAAGCGAGCAUUAAAUCUGUCUAUUGGAUAUUCCUCAUACAGUACGCAGCGCUGGCGUUGAUCGGCAUUGCAAUGAACGUGGCCAUUAUAGCGUAUGUGAUGUACCAUCGCCUCUACAAAGAUGUGACGCACGCGUUCAUUGUUAAUUUGGCUUUGUGCCAUUUUGUGCAGUGUGCGCUGGUGUUGCCCAUAACGCUGAUGGUGAUGCUCAUACAAAAUUGGAUUUUCGGCCAAUUUUUAUGCUUCUUUCUGCCGAUGCUGCAGGAUAUACCGCUGCAUGUGGCCAUGAUAUCGCACAUUCUCAUCGCUUGGGACCGCAUGCGUUGGCUGAGUGAUCCAUUACAGGGCCGGCUGCCUGCAUUUGUUUGUUGCUGUGCAACUUGGCUGACUGGCAUGGUGAUUGCGUUGCCUUAUCCCAUCUAUACAAUCUAUGUGGAAUUGGGGUUAAGCAAUAAAUGCGUAAGGCAUACUAUCUGUAAGUCUUAUAUUGUUGGUACAAGUGCUGAAAAUAUUGUGGUUACAAAGCGCCAGAGUAUCGAUGAAUUGCGUGAUUUGGAAAAUAGCGAUGAAACCGUAUUCAAAA